This is a messenger RNA of Prunus mume (Japanese apricot), 834 nucleotides long. NCBI's taxonomy places the organism in Eukaryota, Viridiplantae, Streptophyta, Magnoliopsida, Rosales, Rosaceae. The record is from RefSeq and is a predicted model, not a curated record.
AUGCGCACCACUGCACUUCGUGCUUUUGCGUGUGCUGCCUAUGUGCGCUGUGCUGCGCACUUGUCUCACAUGCGCUGGCAUAAUAAUAAUGAUGAGAGCGAUGUGAAGUAUGAUUCUUUGUACCAUAGUUUGAAGCGUGGUGAUUGGAAUGCUGCAAAGGAGUUUAUUGAUCGACACCCUGAGGCACUAAAACAUAGAGGUUCAUCAAGCGGUGGGACAACUCUUCACGAGGCAAUCGAGAGGAAGCAGUUACACAUUGUGGAAGAGUUGUUGAAGCUAAUGACAGAAGAGGACUUGGAAAUUCAAGAUGACAUUGGUUCCACAGCUUUUUUCUAUACUUUGCAAAAAGGAAUGGCCUCAAUAGUUACCAGUAUGCAGGGAGCUGCACAUCUUAAUCAUAUUCAAGGUGCAGCUUUGCCAAUGCAAAGAGAGCUACAGUGGUUCAAGGAGGUGGAGAGUAUUGUAAGCCCACAGUGCUUAGAAGUUACAAAUGUUUCUGAGAAAAUGACAGCACGAGAAGUAUUCACCAAGAACCACAAAGAAUUGGUGAAGGAAGGAGAAGAGUCGAUGAAAGGGACAACAACUUCUUGCACAGUUGUAGGUGCCCUCAUUGUUACCAUUAUGUUUGCUGCUUCAUUUACAGUUCCUGGUGGAAACAAUCAAGAUACAGUGAUGAUAUUCUUGGGAAUUCUCACAUCACGUUAUGCAGAAGACGAUUUCCUCAGCGUUCCAAUCGCCUCGUUUGUGUGGAUGCAAUUUCCCCUCUUUCUUGACAUUUUCAUGUUUACCUAUGGAAAAGGAAUAUUUGACAAGAAAUGCAGAGCUUGGGAAUAA